Budorcas taxicolor (takin) is the source of this 3501-nucleotide messenger RNA. RefSeq names its product gem nuclear organelle associated protein 4 (gene GEMIN4). The transcript has 2 exons. Gene Ontology annotation, cellular component: SMN complex. The record is from RefSeq and is a predicted model, not a curated record. Lineage: Eukaryota; Metazoa; Chordata; Mammalia; Artiodactyla; Bovidae. Gene Ontology annotation, biological process: spliceosomal snRNP assembly; rRNA processing. The coding region runs from base 140 to 3310 and encodes 1056 amino acids.
UCCGAGGUGAGACUGCGGGCUGUGGCCGAGGCCCGGCCUAUUGUCCCGCCCGACGGGGCCGCCCAUUGUCCCGUGACGCUUACGUCGCCCUCAGCGCGGAGAGGGAGGGGCGGCCCGCGCCGCCGCCGGAGUCGCCGCCAUGGACCUAGGACCUUUGAAUAUCUGUGAGGAAAUGACUAUCUUGCACGGGGGCUUCUUGCUGGCGGAGCAGCUGUUCCGCCCCAAAGCACUGGCUGAAAUGACCAAGUCUGACUGGGAGCACGUUGGGCGGCCCAUUGUGGAGGCUCUGAGGGAGAUCUCCGCCACAGCCUGCUCCCAGCCCUUCGCCUGGAAGAAGAAAGCCCUGAUUAUCAUCUGGGCCAAGGUGCUACAGCCCUGCCCCAUCACCCCUUCCGACAUGGAAAACCGCUGGCAGGAAGAUGUAUUCUUCUCUGUGGGCAACAUGAUCCCCACCAUCAAUCACACGGUCCUCUUUGAGCUGCUCAAGUCGCUGGAGGCCUCUGGACUCUUUAUCCAGCUCCUGAUGGCCCUGCCCACCACUAUCUGCCGUGCGGAACUAGAGCGCUUUUUGGAGCACAUGACCGUCGACACUUCUUCCAAGGACGUGGCCUUCUUCCUAGACGUCUGGUGGGAAAUGAUGAAGCACAAGGGCAAUCAGCAGGACCCCCUGCUUUCCCAGUUCCGGACAAUGGCCCACAAGUACCUGUCCUCUGAGGACUUCUCCCACCCCCCAAAGAGGUUCAAGUCCGAUCCAGAUGUGUGUCCAACCAUGCCCCUGCUGGCCAUGCUGCUCACGGGGCUGAAACAAAUCCAGGACAGGAUCCUAUGUCCUGGGAUGAAGUGCUGCGCCUUAGCCAACUUGGCUGACAUGCUGACCGUGUUUGCGCUGAUGGAGGAGGACCCCCAGGAAGUGUCCGCGACCGUGUACCUGGACAAGCUGGCCACGGUGAUCUCUGUGUGGAACUCAGACACCCAGAACCCGUAUCACCAGCAGGCACUGGCAGAGAAGGUGAAGGAGGCGGAGCGGGACAUCAGCCUGACCUCCCUGGCCAGGCUGCCGAGCGAGACCGUCUUCGUGGGCUUUGAGUUCCUGCGCAGCCUGCUGCAGGAGUGGGGGGAGGAGCUGCAGGCCUUGCUCAACAGCAGCCAGGGGACCAGCUACGACAGCUUCCGGCUCUGCGACAGCCUGACCUCCUUCAGCCAGAACCUGAAGCUCUACCUGGAUACCACCAGCCUGGCCAAGGAGGAGAGGCAGGUGGUCUCUGAGCUGGCAGAGUGCGUGGGGGACUUCCUGAGGAAGACGAACAGGGUGGUGAGGAGCACGGGCGGUGGGCAGGACAUCGCCGCCUCCAUCGCCAUGGCCAUCAUCGAGCAGAAGAUGGACCGCCACGUGGAGAUGUGCUCCAUCUUCGCCUCCGAGAGGAGGUGGGCCUUCUCAGACAAGUGGCUGUCCUGCCUGCUCGACAACCGGGCUCUCUUCCGAGAGCCGGGCCUGGUGUUAAAGCUACUGGAGACGGUGAUGGAAGUCGGCACGAUAGAUAGGGCCGUCUCCAAACCUCAGAUCAAACAGGUGGUCGACUUGAUCCUGGAGUGUUACACACACCUCUCGCUGCCAGAUAAAAAUAAAGUCCUCUCGGGGGUCCUGCGCUCUUGGGGGCGCAAGGGCCUCUCUGAGAAAUUGUUAGCUCACUUGGAGGGCUUUCAGGAGGACCUCAACACGACUUUCAACCAGCUCACACAGAGCACCUCUGAACAGGGCUUGGCUAAGGCUGUUGCUUCCGUGGCCCGCCUGGUCAUCCUGCACCCGGAGAUCACGGUGAAGAAGGUGUGCAGCAUGGCUGUGGUCAACCUCGGCACCCACAAGUUCCUGGCUCAGAUUCUCACUGCCUUCCCCGCCCUCCGGUUCACGGAAGAGCAGGGGCCAGGCCACUCCACCACAUUCGUGGUGUCCUGCCUCAAAGAGACAGUCUGGGCCAAACUCUCGACACCCCGGGAGGAGAAGCAGUUUCUGGAGCUCCUGAGCUGCCUGGUGAGUCCUAUAAAGCCCCAAGGGAUUCCAGUCGCUGCUCUGCUCGAGCCGGAUGAGGUACUAAAGGAGUUUGUCCUGCCUUUCUUGAUGCUGGAGGUCAAAGAGGUGGACCUCAGUCUGAGGAUCUUCGUCCAGACUCUGGAAGGGAGCACAAACCUGGAGGAAUACUGGCUGCAGUCCUGCUCUCCGUUCCCGCUCAUCUUCAGCCUGUGCCAGCUCCUUGAUGGCUUCAGCAAAUACUGGCAGCUCCCCAAGGAGAAGCGCUGUCUCCCCCUGGACGGAAAGGACCUGGCCAUCCACAUCCUGGAGCUCCUCUGUGAGGUGGUCUCAGCUAAUGCCGACACCUUCUCCCCGGACACCUGGGUCAAGUCCCUGUCCUGGCUCCACCGGAAGCUGGAGCAACUAGAUUGGACUGUGGGCCUGAGACUGAAGAGCUUCUUUGAGGGCCACUUCAAGUGUGAGGUGCCAGCCACGCUCUUUGAGAUCUGUAAGCUUUCUGAGGAUGAGUGGACCUCCCAGGCCCACCCCGGGUAUGGGCCCGGCACAGGCCUCCUGGCCUGGAUGGAGUGCUCCAUCUCCAGCAGCAUCUCCGAGCAGAUGCUCGCCCUCCUGGUGGUGGAUGUGGGCAACCCUGAGGAGGUCAGGUUGUUCAGCAAGGGCUUCCUGGUGGCCCUGGUGCAGGUCAUGCCAUGGUGCAGCCCCCAGGAAUGGCAGUGCCUUCACCAGCUGAUCCGGAGACUGUUGGAGAAGCAACUCCUGCACGUCCCUUACAGCCUGGAGUAUAUACAGUUCGUUCCUCUGCUCAACCUGAAGCCCUUUGCCCAGGAGCUCCAGCUCUCUGUACUCUUGCUUAGAGCUUUUCAGUUUCUCUGCAGCCAGAGCUGCCGUAACUGGCUCCCCGUGGAGGGCUGGAGCCAUGUGGUCAAGCUCCUCUGCAACAGUCUGACCAAUCUCCUGGAUUCCGUUCGGUUGAUACAGUCGGUUGGCCCUUGGGCUCAAGGACAAGAGCAGGACCUGACCCAGGAAACCCUGUUUUUCUAUACCCAGGUGUUCUGUCAUGUUCUGCACAUCAUGGCCAUGGUCCACCAGGAGGUCUGUGAACCUCUCUAUGUCUUGGCCUUGGAGAUCCUCACCUGCUACGAAACACUGAGCAAGACCAACCCUUCCGUCAGCUCCUUGCUCCAGAAAGCAAACGAGCAGCGCUUCUUAAAGUCCAUUGCCGAGAACAUCAGCCCCGAGGAGCGGCGCCAAACCCUCCUGCAGAAGAUCAGCAACUUCUGACCUCCGUGGGUCAGAAAACAGCCGGGCCUCCACUUGGCGGGCUCGAUGGGGACUGGAGCAGAGAAGCAGAAACUUUUCAGUCAUGUGGAAUUGUACACAAGCCCCCAAAUAAGACAAUAACAGUGUAAAAAAAAUAGUUUCUUAGGUAUUUGUAACAAACAGGUUAUAAUAAAAUUCUCUUAUGAGUUUCA